UUUUGAAAAAGCAGCGUUUGUUGUUGUUGGUUUCGGUGUUGUGCAGAGAAGAGAGUGAAAUUCACGAAUGAUGGCUGGUGUGUCAGAGGCUGCUCAGAGUGAGCUGAUGGACCAGUGUGAGGAGCAGUUUGCUCAGCUGGAAAAGCUUCAGAAUGAGAUCAUACUGUCUGAACCAGACUUCUGCGAGAAUCCUCAGGAGCAGGCAGUAAAUCAACUGAUGGCAACAGAAGCUGAACUGAAGCAGUGGCUGACCGUGGAGCCAGAAUUGCUGGCAUCAAAUUCAGAAGUUUCACUUCAAGCUGGAAAAGAGGAGAUGCUCAAGCUGUGCUCUGAACUUGAGAUGGUUGUUUCUUGCCAUGAAGCGAAGAGAGACAAAUUAAGAGAAACUAAGGAACUUGAACAGAAGUGGUUGGAGGAGAAGAAACAGGCGCUGAUGGCUGCCAAUGACCAUGUCGAACGACUUAAAAUGGAAAAGGCGAAAUUAUCAGAGCACAGUAUAUUGCAGGACACCAAGUCGAAAAUCCAUAAAAUGAAGGUCUACCAGGAAAGGUUAAUGGAGUCUCUGGGGGACAUACUGGAGAAGCACGUCCCUCUCCCUCAGAAUGAAUCCAGUACAAACAAAAAGAAGAAGAACCUUACCCAGGAGUUAGAUGAAGACUUGAUUUCGCUUAAUGAAAUUCUUGAGCUGCUCAUGAACAAGGUCCUGAAUACACCACACGACCCCUAUGUGACAGUGGACAACACAUUCUGGCCCCCGUACAUAGAGAUGCUGCUCCGCUAUGGCAUUGCUGUGAGGCACCAAGAGAAUAACUUCAAGAUCCGCCUGGAAACCUUUUGUUAAGUCAGUGGUGCCUCAUGCAUCUUAAGUACCACUUGUCUUCUAGUGUUUCUAAUUUGAGUCUGAAUGUUUAGUGCCAUCAUUAUGUAUGUUAUGUUUGUGUAAGCUCAUAUGAAGAAUAACUGCUGGGAAAGCAAUGAGGGUAGAGAUAUAAUGAAUUGUGAAUUAUUAAAUUAGUAACAUGCCAAAUUAGGGUUCACAUAAGUAUUUUUUAAGAUAUGUUGUACAGAGCAACCAUGGUUCCUUUAAAACAUCUGAGUACACCUUAAUUUAAGUCUAAACUCAUAUCAAUAGGGUUUAUAUUUUCUCUUAAGUACAUAUUUCCUUUGAUCCUAUUUUCAUAGCUGUUUUCAAUGGCAGGAUUUAAUCAGCUAUGAGCAACGUAAGUUUGUAUUUAUAACUAUAAAUUUGGUUUCAUUUAAAGAUGUUUGUGUUGCUUAUAAGGAUAUUUUUUAAAGGCCUGUAGAUACCCAAGUGG
Messenger RNA from Anoplopoma fimbria (sablefish), 1316 nucleotides. It is a transcript of the gene cenpk, whose product is annotated as centromere protein K. The coding region runs from base 68 to 841 and encodes 257 amino acids. Gene Ontology annotation, cellular component: nucleus. Lineage: Eukaryota; Metazoa; Chordata; Actinopteri; Perciformes; Anoplopomatidae. Gene Ontology annotation, biological process: kinetochore assembly; mitotic sister chromatid segregation. The record is from RefSeq and is a predicted model, not a curated record. The transcript has 10 exons.